AAAAUAAUUGCGGGAUUCCCACUUUUGGCUUUUUGUGUAGAAUCACGAAUGUUUAUGCGAAUUUGUUCAGUUUGUGUGUUGAUUUCGAGAGUUCGGACAUGUUUACUUAUGAAAUGGCGCACUUGAAUGAAGACGAGAUACGAGAAGUGCUCUGUGCAGAAAGUGUAUCGGAUAUCUCAGAUUGCGAUAUUGAUUAUAAUUCGGAGAAUUAUGAAACAAAUGAGUCUGAAACAGAUAGUGAACCGGAACCCCUCUUAACUCCAAGUGGCUCUGUUGAUUCCUUAUUUAUUGCUAAAAACAAAAUGGUAUGGAGUGCCACACCAUUACCUCAGCAUAUUGGAUCUGCGAUUGAGAAUAUUAUUUCAACACAACCAGGACCAACUCGAUUUGCAGUGUCCAGAUGCCAUGACAUUGUCUCAGCUUUUUUGUUGUUUUUUCCGCCUCCAAUAGAAAAAAUUGUGAUAGAAAAUACUAAUAAGUACGACAGAGUCAAGUUCGACGACAAAUGGGGCGAUAUUGAUGAUGACAUAUUGUGUCGCGGCAAAAAUGAAGAUGUUCAUGGUUUAUUUGAUUCAAAAUUUGGUCGCCCAAUUUUCCGAUCAAUUAUGUCUGAAAAUCAUUUCCACAAGAUUACUAGUGCGCUUCGUUUCGAUGAUGUUUUGAGUCGACAACAAACGCGUAGUAGCGAUAAAUUUGCUCCUAUUCGUGACUUGUGGGACCGUUGGCAACAAUUUCUUCCAAUGUUCUACAACUGCCAUGAAAAUGUCACGGUUGAUGAGCAACUUGUUGCAUUCAGGGGGCGAUGUUCUUUUCGACAGUUUAUGCCAUCAAAACCAGCAAAAUAUGGUUUGAAGUUUUGGUUAUCCGUGGACUCAAAGUCCGGCUACGUAUGGAAAAUACAACCAUACCUUGGUAAACCUAGAAAUGCUAAGCCCGAAAAGAACCAAGGAGAACGCGUUGCAUUGGACUUGACAGACGAUUUGAAAGGGCAAAAUAUAACAGCUGACAAUUUUUUUUCCACAUUUGAGUUGGUAAAAAAACUUCAUGAGAGAAAACUUACAUAUGUGGGAACGGUUCGCAAAAAGAAAACUUUCAUUCCUCCGAAAUUGCUUACUGUGAAGAAUCUUCCAUUGUACAAAUCUACAUUUGCAUUCAAUGGCAUUGCGACAUUAGUAUCAUACAUCAGUCACAAAAACAGAGCAACUAUAUUGAUUAGUACAAUACACAAAAAAGAUAAAGUUGAUGAGAGUGGACCGAAGAAAAAACCAGAGAUUGUUUCUUAUUACAAUUCAACAAAAGGUGGCGUUGAUACUGCUGAUCAAAUGAUUGGCUCCUACACGACGAAACGCCAAACAAAUCGAUGGCCAAACAUUGUAUUUGCAAAUAUAUUAGAUAUAUCCGCUUUGAAUGCGUACAUAAUUUUUUCCGAAAUCGAUGUUUCAUGGACUCCAGCUUGUCGGAAUCGGAGGAGACCAAAUUUUUUGCGGCAACUUGCACUUUCUUUGGCUGAGCCACAUAUGAUGAAACGCACUAAAUUACCUCAACAACAAUUUUCAGCGCAGUUAUUGAGAGAAAUACGAACACCUUCCACAGCACCAGUGGCCUGCUCUAAAAAUGCUUCUAGUUCAGGACAUCGAAAGCGAGGAAUUUGUAGUUGCUGCAAGUCUAAGUCUGAUGUAAAAUGCUCCAUUUGCAGUGCGUUUAUUUGCAAAACCAACCCAAAAACAUUUUGCUCAUCAUGUAGUACCAAAAAAUAUCGAACAAACUAAUAAAUACUUAUUUUUGGAAAAUUAAUGUAAAGAAAAUCAAAGAAAAUAUACUAUGGACCAAAUGGUCCCUUAACCUAAGAUUCGUAAUUUUCAAUUUAUCUUAGUCCAGUUUUAAGUCAGAGAAUUACACAUAAUAUUGUUUUAUAAAAAGACCACCUGAGCUGAAAAAUUUAGACAGUAUAUAUCAACGUUGCAAAGUUACAAAGAAAACAAA
Bactrocera dorsalis (oriental fruit fly) is the source of this 1983-nucleotide messenger RNA. RefSeq names its product piggyBac transposable element-derived protein 4-like. Bases 99 to 1769 code for a protein of 556 amino acids. The transcript has 3 exons. NCBI's taxonomy places the organism in Eukaryota, Metazoa, Arthropoda, Insecta, Diptera, Tephritidae. The record is from RefSeq and is a predicted model, not a curated record.